UCCCGCUGCCUGAGGGCCACGGGUGUCGCGCCCGAAUUUGCAGCCGAACGAGGGCUUUUGGGGUCCCUCGGUGGCGGGCGGCGUAACCUCCUUUUGAGGGCUGAGUUAAUGUUUCGUAGUAGUUCGAGGCCGCGUCCCUGCGUCCUGCGCAAAGGGCAGGUCGCUUCCAGGAACUUGCAAGGCUUUCUGGCCGGUUCAGGUUCAAGCGCCUGUUUGUCUUGCUUAGUUCUGUUGGGCGCCAAGGUAGGGUUUGCCUUCCCAGCCUGAAGUCUUUGCUCUCUUGCUUUACAGUAUGAAAACCCCUGGACGAUCCCAAAUAUACUCUCGAUGGCAAGAAUGGGUUUGGCGCCAGUUUUAGGGUAUUUGAUCGUUGAAGAAAACUUCCGUGUUGCACUAGGUGUCUUUGUUUUGGCCGGCAUAACGGAUUUGCUGGAUGGAUUUAUUGCACGAAACUGGGCUAAUCAGAAAUCAGCUUUGGGAAGUGCUCUUGAUCCUCUGGCUGAUAAAAUUCUCAUCAGUGUGCUCUAUGUAAGCCUAACUUGUGCAAAUCUUAUCCCAGUUUCACUUACUUCCAUGAUUAUUCUGAGGGAUGUAGCGCUCAUUGCUGCUGUUUUUUAUGUGCGAUACAAAACUCUUUCUCCACCGAGAACACUCAGUAGGUAUUUUAACCCCUGUUAUGCUACUGCCCAAUUAAAACCAACAUUCAUUAGCAAGAUGAAUACAGCAGUUCAGCUAAUUUUGGUGGCAGCUUCUUUAGCAGCUCCUGUUUUCAAUUAUGUGGACAGCAUAUAUCUGCAGACAUUAUGUUUUCCUAAGCCUCUUUGAAAAGCACCUGAAGAAAUCGGUGAUUCCUGCUAGAUUAUAGGAAGGAAGGGGAGGGAUUGAAUGAAAACGGGCAUACAGGAGCAUACCACCUUAAAUAAUGGCUGUUCCUUUCACUGCUGUCAUUGGAGAUCUGAACUGUAUCUGAAUCUGAAAUGUAGCGGGUGUUAUAAGUGCAGUUAUUUCUCCUGAGCAGUUAGGUAAGAGUUCAGAACAGAGGCUGAACAGCAGAUAGCAGAGUUACUAAGUAGCUUAGUUUAAAGCAGUGGAAAAAUGACUGUUAUUUGUCUUUUAGGAAAAAAAACCAACCAACCAAAAAAACCGCAAAACCCAAAGCUUUUAAGGAACUAGGAACGUUGAUCUUAACAGUCAAUAUGGUUUUUCAUCCUGUUGGAAAGACAAAUCUAGAAUUACAUCUGUUAGAGAUGCUUACCUUGCUGCUUAUCUGGGACUCUGAGAGAGUUACCCUGUUGUGAGAAAUGCUGGGUGUAACUUACCAGGGUCCUCUCUAAACACUCUCAAAAAUGACCUGGAUGAGUCUGGCAGUGUGUCCAGGGAGGGGCAGAGCUGUAGCGGUGACUCACAUCUGAAUGGUGUCAGCCUUUGACGCAGAGGAACACUGCUCAUUUAGAAAUAUAUAUAUGGUGGUUACCCAGCUUCUGGGAAGGGAACAAAAGGGGCCGAAGCUGAAACUUGGGAUUUAGCUUUGGAACUUGGUAAAAUGAUAAGUUCAAGUCUUGUAUGAUUUGAGUCCUCCCCAGUCAUACUACCAAGGGAUACUUUCUCCCAUCAGUCAGUUCUCAAGCUGGUAAAAAUGAUAUAGGGUACAAAUACUGAAACAGAUCUUUUGUCUUCCCUUCUCUAAACCAAGUGCUAAUAUGGUAAAAAUUUGGCCUAGUAUGCAAUUACGCUGAAACAUGCUACUUAGCGCUGGAUGGCAGUUCCUUUGUUUAUUUAAUCCUCCACUUGGUGCUGAAUUUCAGCAUAUAAACUGUAAACUGCAUUUCUGUAGGACAUAGUCCUUGACUGUGUCAUGAAAAAUAGGGAAGACUCUUACAAAUAACACUUUUUAUUAUUGUACUUAGACUCAAAUGACUUACAGGAACUA
Messenger RNA from Haliaeetus leucocephalus (bald eagle), 1930 nucleotides. It is a transcript of the gene CRLS1, whose product is annotated as cardiolipin synthase 1. Bases 328 to 825 code for a protein of 165 amino acids. The transcript is spliced from 6 exons. Gene Ontology annotation, biological process: cardiolipin biosynthetic process. Lineage: Eukaryota; Metazoa; Chordata; Aves; Accipitriformes; Accipitridae. Gene Ontology annotation, cellular component: mitochondrion; membrane. Gene Ontology annotation, molecular function: CDP-diacylglycerol-glycerol-3-phosphate 3-phosphatidyltransferase activity; cardiolipin synthase activity. The record is from RefSeq and is a predicted model, not a curated record.